AUGUCCUCAAUUUUUUCUUCUCAUUUCGAUUAUAUUACACUCAUUUUUCUACUGAUCUUCUGCAAAGGUUGUUUGGGGGCUACGUUUACGUUGAUAAAUCGAUGUGAUUGUACAGUAUGGCCCGGAAUAUUGGCAAAUGCGGGUAGUAGUAAAUUGGAUAGUACCGGAUUCGAACUUCCAUCGGGCGGAACCCGGUCCUUCCAAUCUCCGCCGGGCUGGUCGGGGAGGUUUUGGGGCAGAACCCGCUGCACAUUUGACUCGAAUACCGGGCAAGGAAGUUGCGCCACCGGUGACUGUGGCUCCAACCAGGUGGAAUGCAAUGGUGCCGGCGCAGCGCCACCGGCGACUCUAGCGGAAUUCACAAUAGGGUCCGGUACGAAUUCGGAUUUCUACGAUGUUAGCCUCGUUGAUGGAUACAACUUGCCGAUAAUCGUUCAGGCGAAAGGCGGCUCAGGUGCAUGCGGUUCGACCGGGUGCGUAACUAAUUUGAACCGGAUGUGCCCGAAUGAGUUGCGGGCCGAGGACGGGCAAGCAUGCAAGAGUGCAUGUGAAGCGUUUGGGAAUCCAGAAUACUGUUGUAGCGGCACGUAUGGUUCACCCGCCACCUGUCGGCCGUCGACUUAUUCGGAGAUUUUCAAAACCGCGUGCCCGAGAUCAUACAGUUACGCAUACGAUGAUGCUACAAGUAUAUUUAUGUGUAGUGGAGCAGAUUAUGCAAUUACAUUUUGUCCUUCACGAAUGAGUCAAAAAUCUUCAAGAGACUCUUCCUGGCAGGAAACCGGCACCGGAACAUCCAUCGGCAGCAACCUCCAAUCAUGGCUGCCAAAUUUUGUCACCGGAGAUUCUUCAAGAACCAUGCCAAAUUAUGCCUUGCAUUUCACUCUUUUUGUAACCUUUUUCAUACUCCUUUUUCGUUGCAUAUAA
This is a messenger RNA of Fraxinus pennsylvanica, 924 nucleotides long. Lineage: Eukaryota; Viridiplantae; Streptophyta; Magnoliopsida; Lamiales; Oleaceae. The record is from the annotation of a GenBank genome assembly.